Molecule: messenger RNA, 1535 nt
Organism: Rosa rugosa (rugosa rose)
Lineage: Eukaryota; Viridiplantae; Streptophyta; Magnoliopsida; Rosales; Rosaceae
Exons: 4
Coding region: 104-1387 (427 amino acids)
Biological process (GO): rRNA base methylation
Molecular function (GO): rRNA (cytosine-N4-)-methyltransferase activity
Source: RefSeq, a predicted model, not a curated record
CCCAAAUCCAAAUCCUUUUUAUCUCUGUGAGCAACUAGAGAGGUUUAGGGUUUAGGGAAUGGUAAUGCGGUCAUUUCAGCGGUGAAUAGGGAAAAGAAAGAAAAUGGCAACAGCAGCUUCACUAUCAACUCCUGCAUCAAGAAUCUUCUCUCUCUCUUCCUUAUCACUCCGCCUCCGAAGCCUCACAUCCGCCGCCCACAGUCUCAGUCUCAGUCGGAGCACCACUACCACCACGACUUGUAAGAAGAAGAAGAAGCAACAGCAGCAGAAGCAGAGAGUCGCCGUCAAAGAAAAGAGAAGAACUCGCUCCGACCGAGAGUUCGACAUCAACCGUUAUGGAGACUCCGCUUUCCACAUCCCAGUCCUGCUCGGCGAAGUCAUCGACGUUUUCCCGCCCUCCAAACCCCUCCGGCGUUUCGUCGAUUGCACCGUCGGAGCCGCCGGCCACUCUUCCGCGAUAAUUGAAGGGCACCCUGAAAUGCAAGUGUAUGUGGGACUUGAUGUUGAUCCUGUGGCGCUUGACAAGGCUCGAGCUCGGAUCAAUUCUGUGUUGAACGACCCAAGUUCGACCCUGAAAGCUUAUACAUUUUUGGAGAAUUUUAGAUACAUCAAGUCUUUGCUUACUGACGUGGAUGAGACACUCCUUGACACCGGAAUUGAUGGCAUUCUGAUGGAUUUAGGAAUGUCGUCGAUGCAGGUGAAUGAUCCUCAGAGAGGUUUCAGUGUGCUUGCUAAUGGGCCUCUUGAUAUGCGCAUGGAUCCUCAGGCAAGUCUGAAGGCAGAAGACAUUUUAAACUCUUGGCCAGAAACUGAGGUGGGGCGCAUCCUGCGAGACUAUGGGGAAGAAAGCAAUUGGUACUCUCUUCAAAACAAAAUAGUUAAAGCACGCUUACAAGGUGGAUUGCAUUCCACAGGUGAACUAGUAGAUCUUAUAAAAUCUGCAACUCCUCUAAGUCGAGAAGGGAGGCAAGGUUGGAUUAAGACAGCAACACGGGUGUUUCAAGCUCUGAGGAUAGCAGUUAACGAUGAGUUGAAGACUCUGGAGGAUUCUCUUUAUUCAUGCUUUGACUGCCUGGCACCGGGUGGUAGGCUAGCAGUCAUCUCUUUCCACAGUUUGGAGGACAGAAUUGUGAAGCAAACAUUUCUUGACAUCAUCAACAUCAAAGGCGGAGAUGGGGACGCUUACAUGAUUGAAGAAAGAGAGCGGAAGCAAGAUUUGAGAAAGAUCAGAAUAGACAUUGAUGAAGACGAAAUGUGGGUCAAACAAAUGUUACAGGGCUUGAGAGGAACAAUUCUCACUAAGAGACCAAUUACGCCAUCUGAAGAGGAAGAGAAACUGAACACCCGGUGUAGGAGUGCCAAGCUUAGGGUGAUUCAGAAGGUUUAAUUCAGUUUGAAAGCCAAUAUAUUUCUGAAUUCCUGCUCUUUUAUCCCUUUUUUUGCAACAAUAUCUCUUUAUCUUUUACCCCAUUAUUUAUUCCCAUAUGUUUAGGUUGGUGUUUUCAUCUUACAAGCAAUGAUAAGUAAUUCUCAUA